AUGAGGGGCAGCCGGUGGACGAGAAGCGAGGAGCGGGCCAAGCGCAACGUGCAGUGGCGCGAGAGCACCCUCUUCUUCGGCCUCUCGCGGCAGACCGGCAGCAACGGGACCGGCGACGAACAGAUCAGCGACGCCGAGUUCGACCACUUCAUCGCCCGCGUCGUCACCCCGCUCUUCCCCGACGGCCUCACCAUCCUCGACGCCCACGGGCAGUACCUCAACCACCACGGGGCGCUGGUGAGGGAGCGGAGCAAGUACGUGCUCAUCUUCCACCCCGACGAGCCGGCCUACCACGAUAAGCUCGAGUACAUCUGGCGCAACUACACCCUCGACUUCCAGCAGGAGUCCAUCCUACUCACCAGCACGAUUGUGGACUUUUGCUUCAACGAUGUGUGCCUGGGCACGCCCAUACCAGACCUGCAGGCCGAGUUCGAAUCGCUGCAGGCCAAGCUCGACCGCACCGCCGCGCAGCUGCAGGCCCUCGAGGACCGGCAGGCCCUGCGGGACGACGGCUCGCGAUGGUGGGGCGUCGGCGUGGUGAUCGGGGCCGGGCUCCUGGGCCUGGUGGGGGUCGCCUCCCUCAUCUUCAACUCGCGCGAGCGCUGGCGCAAUAGCUUCGUCCCGGCUGAACCCAGCUGA
This is a messenger RNA of Acanthamoeba castellanii str. Neff, 639 nucleotides long. Its product is annotated as lipoprotein, putative. The transcript has 4 exons. Bases 1 to 639 code for a protein of 212 amino acids. Lineage: Eukaryota; Discosea; Longamoebia; Acanthamoebidae. The record is from RefSeq and is a predicted model, not a curated record.